This is a messenger RNA of Strongylus vulgaris, 405 nucleotides long. The record is from the annotation of a GenBank genome assembly. Lineage: Eukaryota; Metazoa; Nematoda; Chromadorea; Rhabditida; Strongylidae.
AUGUCGUCAGUCCUGCGCUUCUAUUCAACUUCGCAAAGGUUUGACAAUCAACAAUUUCAGAUUGGUCCAAGAGAGCUGAACACAUAUCGCCUUCCCUAUGAUGUUGGUAGUGUUAUGCAUUAUACGCCAACAGAGUUCUCCUCCUACAAGUCGGUGCCUGCUCUCACAACUGUUGACCCAAACCUCCAGCAGACUAUGGGACAAAUGGAAGGACCAUCAUUUUUGGAUGUCAUGGCCCUAAAUUUGCACUACAAUUGCCAAGGUCAGUUACAUAUACUGUUGGAUGCAAAUGCUCGUUAUGACUAUGAAGAAGUGACACCACCUACGAUGUCCCUACCUGCUGAAAUUGUGGAAAAUACCGAGGAGCAGUCAGAUGGUGUGAACACAACGGUUGCAAGGAUGUAG